CUUCUAAAAAUCUUCCUUCUGGGGCUGGCUCUGCUCUUUGUUCUACAUGUCAUCUUCUUCCUUUCUAACAAGGAGUUUAUCCAAAAGCUAAAGAUUAAGAUACCUGGAAGGGAAGAGAAGACCUAUCUACUUUCUUCAAGGGACAAUUCAACAAUGAAACUUCAAUCUCAGUGGAUGAUAUUAAGUGAUUUGGCUGAAAACUCCGUGAGAAAGGCUAUGAUAUAUGAAGACAUGAUACAGGCCAAAGCUGUGAACAAGUCUCCAGUGAAGGUGGAGACUAGAAGGAAUGGUGUUUCAGCAUUUGUGAAAGCCAGAACACAUAGAAAGCUCCAGAGGAAGCUUUUCCCAGAUACAGCUCUUUUCAAAAAGUGGGGCGAUAACUUGACCAAUGCCCAGCAGAUCCAAGCCUUCAUACUCUUCUCCCUGUAUGGUUACAAUGCUUACCUCAGUGACCACCUGCCAUUCAAUCGAUCCAUUCCAGACACUCGUCCUCUCAGGUGUCUUGAAAAGAAGUACCCCCAACAACUUCCAACCCUCAGUGUUGUUAUCUCAUUUAUGGAUGAAGCUCUGUCUAUUUUACAACGGGCCAUUACCAGUAUCAUCCAUAGAACCCCUUCUCACCUGCUGAAAGAGCUCAUCCUUGUGGAUGAUUUUAGCUCAAAUGAGGACCUAAAGGUAAAUCUAGACAAACAGAUCCAGCUUUACAAUCUCAAGUAUCCUGGGCUGCUGAAGCUGAUUCGACACACUGAAAGGAAGGGGGUAGCCUCCACUCGCUUCUCUGGGAGUCAAGCUGCCACGGCAGACAUAGUAAUCUUCUUGGAUGCUCAUAUUGAAGUGAAUAUUGAGUGGGCAGAACCCAUCCUAGCUCGGAUUCGGGAAGACCACACUGUGAUUGUGUCACCCAUAAUUGACAAUAUUCUUUUUGAUACCUUGGAAGUGAAUGAGUCUCCACUGAUGCCUAUGGGAUUUAGCUGGAAAUUGUUUGGCCAUUAUGACUAUAUGUCAGUCAACUCGAAAGAUAACACUAUAGCAAUAAAGAGUCCUGCCAUCAUGGGUAUCUUUGCUGCAAACAGACUGUUCUUGGAGAAGAUUGGAUUCCUAGAUACCGGGAUGCUAUUUUAUGGAGGAGAAAAUGUAGAACUGAGCCUGAGGGCAUGGCAGUGUGGAGGGAAAAUUGAGAUCUUACCAUGUUCUCGGAUUGCUCACCUUCAACGAGCCCACAAACCCUAUUCUCUGAUUAUUUCACCCCUCAUGAAACGCAACGCUCUUCGUGUAGCUGAAAUCUGGAUGGACAACUACAAAUACAUGGUGUAUUUAGCUUGGAAUCUGCCUUUGAAGAAUCAUGGAAUAGAUUUUGGAGAGGUGUCUUCUAGGAUAGAACUCCGCAAGAAACUGAAGUGUAAAAAUUUUGACUGGUACCUCAAGAAUGUUUAUCCAAAUCUUAUGCCACUUCAGAACAUUGUUGGCUAUGGAUCUAUGAAAAAUUCUGUGAAUAAAAUGAUCUGCUUGGACCAGGGAAACAUCCAAGGAAACACACCAGUCAUGUAUAUUUGCAAUGGAUUCAAACAACAGUUUGUAUACUACCACUUGACUGGAGAACUGUAUGUUGGACAGCUACAUGCAGAAAUAUUUUCAAAUGAUCGGUGCUUAACAGAUCCUGGAGAAGGAUGGAAGCCAGAAUUAGUAUCAUGUCAAGAAGCAAUACUGAAAAGGAUGUACAUGUAUUGGGAUUUUAAGCAAGGAGCAUCAAUCACCAACAAGUACACUAAUCGAUGCUUAGAAGUCAGUAAGCGUUCCCCAGUUUCCCAUGUACUUAUCCUCCAGAGAUGCACCGGACAAAAAUGGAGUAUCCAACAUACUGUCAGAAAUUGGGAGAGCUAAAGUUCCCUCAGUAAGAAUGGAGCUGGAAGUAAUAACAUAAGGCCCUGGAUUUAAGGAUAGACACAUGUCCCUGAUGAGGAGACUCUGCUUUCAAAUCUGUUCUGAGCAGGAUGCCAUCUUCCUAUAUGUGAAUAAAAGUAUUGUUGACAAUGUGAUGGAAAAUGAAUGUCAUAGUGGUAAAUGAGUUAUAUGAAUGUUAAAUGAAAGAAAUGCAGCUUGUGAUGGGAUUAGAGGAGGCCAAGAAUGCUUUGUUUUCCUAUGAUCCAAAGAAUGCCUUAGGAUCCAUUCCAGAACUCUCUGUUAAAGAUUCACUGAAAUGCAAAA
Messenger RNA from Antechinus flavipes (yellow-footed antechinus), 2205 nucleotides. Its product is annotated as probable polypeptide N-acetylgalactosaminyltransferase 8. The record is from RefSeq and is a predicted model, not a curated record. The transcript has 11 exons. NCBI's taxonomy places the organism in Eukaryota, Metazoa, Chordata, Mammalia, Dasyuromorphia, Dasyuridae. Bases 154 to 1881 code for a protein of 575 amino acids. Gene Ontology annotation, cellular component: Golgi apparatus.